Molecule: messenger RNA, 2175 nt
Organism: Brassica oleracea var. oleracea
Lineage: Eukaryota; Viridiplantae; Streptophyta; Magnoliopsida; Brassicales; Brassicaceae
Exons: 4
Coding region: 1-2175 (724 amino acids)
Molecular function (GO): catalytic activity
Source: RefSeq, a predicted model, not a curated record
AUGACGCUUCAGGAGUUGUCUAAGGAUCCAAUAGCGCAUAGAUCUUGUCUCCGACUGGAAAGAGCUCCAGUGGUAUAUGCGGAGAUGAAUAAGGACAGAGGCAGAGUCUUUGACUUCAGUCGUGUAAACACUGAAGCUGUUCAUGAUGCUGCAGAAUCAUCUUCUCAUGGCCUACUGAGACAACCGGAAAGACGUGUGAUAGGUGUGGCCAGUGAAGGCAUAGAGAAUGAGCAGAUAAGAAGAAUGGGGGAUCCUUGGAUUGAGGCUCAGAGGGAGAGAAUCAAUGAGACACGGCCGAUGUCUCAUCACCAGAAAGAUGAUGGUUACAUUGCAGAUAAAGAAGAAGGUUUGCAGUUGGAUGCUGAAGGGAUUGGAGGCUUUGUUAUGGGUAGUGGCUUCUCGGUUCGACGCAUAGAGGAGAUGUGUCAUGAGCAUCUCCCGGAUUUCUUGUUUCUCCUAGAGACUAAAAACUCUAGUGAUCAGGUGGAAGCUGUUACAAGAUCGUUGGGUUAUGACCACAAGUUUUUGGUGAACCCAGUGGGUCUUAGUGGAGGUUUGGCGCUUUUUUGGAAGCCGUCUUUUCAUGUGGAGGUUCUAAGCUCGAGUAAUACGAUCAUUGAUACGAAGGUGAAGGCUGGCAACAUUGAUUACUUUAUGACGUUUGUAUAUGGGGAUCAUGUUAGACAAAGAAGACAUGAGGUCUGGAAUGUUUUGAAGACAAUUGUAUUGAGUCGCAAUGAUGGCUGGGGUCUGAUAGGCGACUUCAAUGAGAUUAUGAAUGGAGAUGAGAAGUUGGGUGGACCUGACCGUAUUGAGAGUUCUUUCUAUCAGUUCCGUUCUAUGGCGCGCAGUUGUAGAAUCAAAGAGAUUCCAAGUUCGGGAGAGAGACUUUCUUGGGCAGGUGUGAGAGAAGUGAUAACCAAUGGAGUAAAGGAGAAUGUUUGGAUUCAAUGUCGUCUUGACAGAGCUUUUGGAAAUGCGGAAUGGUUUCGAAUAUUUCCUCGAUCUCAUGUCAGAUACUUGGAACGUUUGGGUUCUGAUCAUAGACCGAUUUUUAUGAGCAUGUCCGCUCAAACUCAGCAGCGAAGAGGAAGGUUUAUCUUCGAUAAGAGAUGGUCCUCGCAGCCGGCAGUUAAUGAGAUAAUAAAGAAGCAGUGGAAACCAGUAGUGCGACCAGAGGGACAUGACGUAUCCUCGGUCAUAUCUUCUUGUCGCAAAAAGCUAGCUAAAUGGAAGCGUAGCGAUCAAGGAAACUCAAGAAAGCAGAUUAAUAAGCUCCGCCGUGAGUUGGAGGAGGAGGAGACAAAACACUUUCCUAUACUGGCAAGAAUCACGGGAUUAAGCUUCAACUUACUCAACUAUACCAGGAAGAAGAGACGUUCUGGAAACAAAAGUGCAAGAACAAGUGGUUGGUGGUUGUUUUCUUCACCUGCUGAUGCUACUGAGCUCCUUCAGGGUAUGGGAACUAGGGUGAUAGAACAGAUGAGCACGAGGUUGACCAAAGAGGUUACUGAUGCAGAGAUAAAGAGAGCCGUUAAAGCCAUUAAAAGUGACAGUACCCCGGGUGCUGAUGGGAUGACUGCCCACUUUUUUAAGAAACAUUGGAAGCAUACCGGUCCCAUGAUCACUGAAGAGGGCGCCUUUGUGGCUGGAAGGCUUAUUUCGGACAACUUGUUGAUUACACAUGAGAUGGUGCACGGGCUGAUGACGAACCCAAACUGCAAGGAGGAGUUUAUUGCCAUCAAAACAGAUAUGUCCAAGGCCUAUGAUCGUGUGGAAUGGUCCUUCUUGGAGUCUCUCUUUGUCAAGAUGGGGUUUGAUAGGAGAUGGAUUGAUUGGGUCAUGUUAUGCAUACGCUCUGUCUCGUACACAGUUCUUCUUAAUGGUCAGGAAUUUGGCCAUAUUGUUCCAGAGCGGGGUUUGAGACAAGGAAAUCCACUCUCCCCUUUUCUUUUCAUUCUAUGUACUGAAGCUUUGAUUCAUGUGAUGAACACCGCGGAGGAGAAUGGACAGAUCACGGGUAUGAAGCUCACACGGCAAUGCCCCUCAGUUCAACACCUUUUGUUUGCUGAUGAUAGUCUCUUCCUCAUAUGUGCUGAGCUGACUGAAUGCACAGCGUUUAUGCGGUGCUUGCAGCUAUAUGGAGAGGCGUCGGGACAGGAAAUAAACUUCUAG